This is a messenger RNA of Paramormyrops kingsleyae, 5967 nucleotides long. RefSeq names its product NK2 transcription factor related, locus 9 (Drosophila) (gene nkx2-9). NCBI's taxonomy places the organism in Eukaryota, Metazoa, Chordata, Actinopteri, Osteoglossiformes, Mormyridae. Gene Ontology annotation, biological process: regulation of transcription by RNA polymerase II; cell differentiation. Gene Ontology annotation, molecular function: DNA-binding transcription factor activity, RNA polymerase II-specific; RNA polymerase II cis-regulatory region sequence-specific DNA binding. The record is from RefSeq and is a predicted model, not a curated record. Gene Ontology annotation, cellular component: nucleus.
UGUACCAGGGCUGUAUCCUAUUUUUCUGACGGCAGAUCUAUAGGGUAGCAACAAACCGCUUAUGCAAAGUGCAAAGGGGCAGCCUGGAAAACAGUUGCGAGUAAACAAAUGCAUUCAAACAACUAACCUAAACAAACAACUGCUAAAUCCAUGCAUAAUACCUUCUGUUAGCUAUAGCCAAUUUACUUAAUGCAGCAGAAGUCGAUAUUGACAUUAGAGUCACCUCAGGUGACUAGGGUCCCUUCCCCAAACUCCUACCAUGAUGUGUAUCCGUAGUACCUCGAAGAAACCCACACUGCAUGGGGAGAAAAUGCAACUGGGAUGGGCAACUGGGAACACUACCUGGGAUAGGCACCAGGCCCCCAUCUAUCUCUGAUGAGGAUAUGAAUAGAAGGUGGAAGCAGCAGCCUUGUGCCAAUCAAUUUAGGUAUGUGCACGUGCCUACCCACAAUUUUGUAAAAAUGUAAUGUAUACAUGAAUUAUUCCGUCAGCCGAUAACGUGCCUAUAUUGACUGCGAAUAACACGCCGUUAAAUUCGCAGUAAACUUGCAGUCACGGUAUUCUGGCCAAUGAGCUUCCUCCGUUAGACUGCGUCUGUUAAUCCCCUCCCCCAUCCCUCAUCAUUCCCAAUAACGCUACACAUAAUCAACAAGCUGUUACGCCGUGACAUUCAUGACUCACAUCUCAGUUGGACAUGUUGGAAUCUAUAGGCCUAUUAGUUACAUAAAGUUUCAAAAACAUUAAUAUCUGCAUAUAUGUGUAUUUUUUAUGUGUUGUGUGCGGCUUUAUGUGCCUUCCCACAAAUUUGAUUUGCACAAUGCCGAUGGAUGGAUUGAUGGAUAUCAAAGAAAAUACAUUUUCAAUAUGUAAUAAAAUACAUUAUGCCUUUAAGUAAAAAAGCGCUUAAAACGUUAUGUACUUUUGAGCUAAGCCUAUUCUCCCCUCAUCAGUGCAUAUCAUAUAUGAAUUGUUCAAAUGCAUUUUGGAUUAUAACCUUUACUUCUAAAGGCAUUAUAAAUGUAUAAAGUUUCGUUCUGUUACAUGUUCGACUUACUGAACACUGCAGUAUUCCACUUGGCUAUGCAGUGAUACUUGACUUAAUGAAAAUCCAACUAAAAGCGCUUAAAGUCAGUGGCAGAAUGAGCGUGUUUUGUUACAGUUUCCUAGUAUGUUUUCCAUGAAACGGUGGGAAACGUUGUGCAAGAAACUUCGUGGUACAUUUUCUCUCGUUUGGUGCAUUUGUCAGAAGUGUAUAUAGUAGCUUUAGUCAUAGAUGCAAGCAGUUGUCUAUUGAUUUUCCCCCACACACAUCAAAGCACACAAACAAAAAAAUCAGUUUUGUGUAUUUCAGGAUUGUUGCCGCAUUUUGACAAUAGUGUAAACGUAGAGCACAGAAUGUGACAGUGAAGCCUUGGUGUGCUUCCGUGGCUGCGCGAGAGGUCAGAGGUGACUCCGUUAUAUUCCUCGAAUAGGCACUCUGGUCACCAAGGUGAUUCCUUUGUGUCAUAGUGCUCAUUCGCUCCUGUAUAUGCAGGUGUGCCUUCUACACGCUUUCACAGUAUAUAUGCCAUAAAGUCUUUCUGAUUUGUUUGCAUUUCUGGAGGUGUGUUUCUGUAUUGUGCAUGUUAGAGGACAAACCAUUAUGUCAAAUGUUUAAUACUGCAGUGUUUUAUUGUCAUUAUCUUUGCAGCUGGGAAAUGUUAUCUUGUGUCACAACAUAGUUACAUAUAGAUGGAAUAACAAUAAGCCCACUUGAUUUGACUGUUACUUGACUAUUAUUGACUGAUACUGUAUAUUUAGUAAUGUUAUUCAUGUAACAGAUAAUAUGCAUGUUAUGGGGUGUGAUUUUCUGCACAUUGUGUUCUGCUCAUUGGUUAGCAGUUCAUAGUGUAACGGUAGGUUAUUUGGCCCCAGUUUAACUACAACCUACAGUAGAGACACUUCAACAAUGUUUUCCCUGUAUGAUAGGUAGUAAAACUCUCUGUGACAUGAAGUAAAUGCUUCAUUAAGUGCCUUUCCAUUUCCAUUUCCAUUUCCAUUUCACUGUGCUAGAACUGUAGCCAUUGUUGUUUCAUUAUAUGUGAAUGUCACAGGUGGCUAAAUUGUUGCCAGAUAAAUAGUACCACCGUUUUAGGUAAAAUGUGUAACCUUAGAACUUUACCUUCGCAUUUUUAUUAUAAGGUUGAUGGGAAAUUGUUUGCCAGUAAUUAUAUUGCCAGGAAUAUGCGUAUGUGUAAUUUAUCACCUAUAUUGUUAAAACAUUUAAAACUCAUAUUCUAUAAACAAUGUAUAUUGUAAAAAUAUACAAAGCUGAAAUUGUACAUAAUUUUUGUUUUGGUUCUUUGUCUUAGAAUGCCAUUAUGAGGACGAAAGGUGCAGUUAAUUUCGAUUAAUGAUAUGUUUCAAAUCGUUGUAUAUGAUCGAGAUUACUUGUUUUCGUUAUAUUUCUGUUUGGCACAAUAAAAUCAGAACAUUACUGACAGGACAGUGGCUUGCUUUGGUGAAUCACCGCAAAGUACAAUAAACGCAAAAAUGCUACACAGAAAAUAAUGAUGCAAAUUGUCUUAAGCGACAGGACCUAAUCAAAAAAAUUCGUUUUAGUUUUAAAAACGUUUGUUUUAGAUGUUUAAAAGAUACCUUUAUAGAAUUUAAGAUCGAUUAUCCCACUUGUCACAUUUCUUUAGAUAAUGACUGGUACUAUUUAUAAGAAAUAUUGUUUUAUUUUUGUUUAAAAAUUACAACAAGUUGGAACGUAAAUGUAAAAUUUUGUAUCCAAAUCAUCAGGAAAAAAAACUCGAAUUAUCCCUUUGCAGUUUGCCACCAAAGACUAAUAACGAAAGCAAAUAUUUGAUAUUGAAGAGCACUUCUUAGUUUAAAAGUACAUACUCUAGGUGGAACCCACUUUAGCCAUGGGUGUUUAAUAGAUUUGAAGGCUGUAAGAGGUCAUUGUAUUUAGACAUUCUCACGUUGGACAAAACUCUGUUUUGCCUUGUCGAGUUGGGCGCUUAAAUUAAGUGCUUUCAGUAACAACGCGUGUAGUCCUCGAAUAAUGUAUUCGAAACACUACUCAAAUUUAUUUGAGUGCUUCUAUCAUCAUGGUUCUUUCUCUGUCGUCUUGUGUUUGGGUAUUGAUUGUAAAUUGAUUUUCUUGUUUGUUUGUUUUAAAUCAGUGACGGUAACGUUGUGUAAUUUCCGAAAGAUAAUACUGUCAACAUACAGCACAGUGCAAUACAUGGGUGAAAAGCCAAUAACGUUACAGUAGAUUCUUUGAUCUAAAGUAUCAAAAUAGCAAAAACCACUGUUAUUUUACUUUAAAAUUCAUAAAGUCGACUAAUUGGUGCCAACAAAUGAGUCUGAUACUAGAAAGCGAAGACAUUUAAUUCGGUUUGGAAACGCAUAAGUAAUAACUCUGUAUAGACUUGGCGGCAGUAGACGUGGAGCAGUAGAUAGUGGCCCAAAUCCUAUUCAACCUCAUUCAAAACCAUGACAACAAGAAACAAGCUCGGAUUUAUCCCAGAACGUUAAAGCACAUUGUGCUAAAGCGUCAAUCACGCUUUAUUUCGGGACUGAACAAAUGCAAAAUCUUGACUGGAACAAAUGCUUCCAACGGGUCCAGGACGUAGGGCUACACUUUCCUCCUUUGUUCUCAGCCACUGGCUGGCAUGUAUUUGCGUUCCUUUUCGUUCGACCACCCAGGAAGUCCAGAAAGGCAGAUCGCUCGCCUUGGAAGGCUGUUUCUGUCACCAAGGCGCUGUAGGGGUGGUUGGUUCGAGUAUUGCAUGGGAACUAUGUCUCGUGCAAGCUGCUCCUGAAGGGCCAGUAUCAGAGCCCAUUGAAAUGUACUGCUGCAUCAUACAGUACAAUGUUUGUUUAAAUUAUUUGCAAGAUACCGCUUAUUUACGAUUGGACACGAGAUGGCUGCACUGUUCAUCAGUUAUCUUCAGGGAAUAAUUCGUUUUUCGGGUUACUUCACAACGGUGUAAGAAACAUUAUUUAGUAUUAAAAGUAUACAGAAGAUCGAUUAAAGUUUUGUAUAAAUAAUUUUGAUUGAUCAUUUUAGGGAACCCGAAUUUAUGCGUGCGAAUACUUCCGAUUUUCGAUUUCGAUCUUCAGAUAGAUUGGGUACAGUUUAAAUUACACCCUAUUUGGCUGACUAUAGUGUUUAAAAUAUACAGUAGAUUAUUAUACUUCAUGAAAAAUAUACAAUUUCUUCGUACCAAUGGAAAAUUUGCUGGUCAAAUUAGCUAUACCCGUUCAUUGAGGCACAUAAGCGUUUCAGGUAGUAUCCCGCAAACUUUAUGCAAUAUAGAACAAUACGCCCCAAACUUUACUUUUAGUUUUACAGAAUACACACGUUUUUUAACUCCCUAAUUAAGAUGUAAAUGCUACUAGCACAUAUGUCAUAUAUUUCAUACCUUUAGUGGUCAGCUAAAAGAGCUAUUAAUAAAUUAGCUAAAUCAACUAUUCGCAUCAGGCUAAUGGGUCACUUUGUAUGUAAAUAUCUAAGUUGUUAGUGGACAACGGAGGGGGUCGUUGGUUGUCACUUGCCACCCAAGACGUCAUUCAGCAACAACAAUUACCAUUAUCUCUUUCCCACUUUUAGCGAAUCAGACAGAAUAUGUAAUGAUGAUGAGUGUUUCCUUUGGCUAUUGUGGAAGUAACGGCGUAUUCUUCUGCGCGUUCACACCUACCCUCACUUGGAUUUCUGCACUUGAGUCAUUCAGGUGCUUAGCAUCCCAGCGAAGGAGAGACGCUGAAAGGAAGCACUGUUUGCAGAGCUGAGAGCUGUAAAUAUAAACAUCCCGCCGUCGGGCUCCACGGGGUAUUUGAGGUCGCGUUUUGACAGCGUGCUCGUCCCCUUAGCUCGCGAAGUGGAUAGACCGCUUUUCGGACUUGAUCUGAGAUCGCAUACACCGAAAACACACAUUUUAAAUGAUGGCUCUCUCUGCUAAAAUACGUUUCACCGUAAGGAGCAUUUUGGAUUUACCCGAACCUGAAGCCGAUGCUGCUCAUCAACACUCUCCAGAGCGGCCCAACUCUCCUUAUUCUCCAUGGUUGGACAGCGACCGGAGUCACUGCAUAUCUUCGGACGAAAGCAGUCCUGAGAUAUUACCCGACUCAACGAAGACACAUGAGCCUUUUUCGGAAAACGCAGAGAAGAGGAAAAAGCGCCGCGUGUUGUUCUCAAAGGCCCAAACCUUCGAGCUCGAGAGGCGCUUUCAGCAACAGCGGUACCUGUCUGCCCCUGAACGGGAGCAUCUGGCGCACCUCCUGAGCCUAACGCCGACUCAAGUGAAGAUCUGGUUUCAGAACCAUCGUUACAAGAUGAAGAGAGGGCGGGCGGAGGUAUCUCAAGAUCUCGACCAAGCUCCUGUGCUCCGUAGAGUUGUGGUGCCUAUUUUGAUUCGGGAUGGCAAGCCGUUUAACACCUGCGUUGUCGACCCAGACAAGACAUGUAGCGAAAUACCGCCGACAGUGGCUGCGACGUCCUUCAGCCUCCAUGGGUACCAGUCUUUUCAGCAUCCGUCACCCUUCGCCUUAUUUCCCAGAUAUCAGCACUUACCGAGCUCUGCUGCAGCCAGGCAUAGCUGGGCCUGGUGAAAGGGACUUUGUGAACAUUUCAGCGACUAUUGAAGCACAGAAAGCUAAGAAUCCACUUUUCAACACGGGGUCACGAGAAAUGUGCCAUCCCAGUGUCAUUUUAAUUAAAUAAUUUCCAUGGUUACUUAAACAAUUUAAGAGUCUAAACUUUGUAAAGAUACUGAAUUGAAAAUAUUUUGCACAUUUUAAAAGUAUUUUUUGCUGAUGAGCUGCCCUUAGUUUUUGUAUAUAGAUUUAAAAUGAAAUGUUACUUCUCCAAUAGACAUUUUUAUGUUGUAUUCAAGUUUGACUAAAUAAAACAUCAUCGUCGAUUUUUAAUGAUGGUAUCCAUAUAGAUUUGAAGAAAAUUGAUAUUACUAUGUAUAA